GUGAGCUCGAGUGAGUAACUGGGAGUCGCAACUGGGGGAUCCACUCAGUCACCACGAGAUCGGCAAGCCGAAUGGUCAACCGUGCCGGUGGUUCUUCUGAAAAGUCUACGACGAGUUGAAGGGGGCUCCGACUGGGGCCCUGGACCAGGCGCAGAUUGGGUCCUCGAAUGUCAACGGGCGCGAUCGUCCGCGGUUACCUCUGUUCGAUCGCGGCGCAGGUGGACGGACGGGCGCGUCGCGUCGCGUCAAUUUCCCGACGGAGAACAAGCUGACCGAUUGUCAAAAUUAUCUCGCGGGAACACUGACGAUGUGGAGAGUUCUGGUGCGCCGUUAUGUCACUUUGACGUCCACCUGACGCACAGUAACGAUACCGGUGUAGAAAUACGUUGCUCCCGCGGUCUGUGGGUCCCCGGCGUCGCGGUUUCGGUAUCCCGGGGAUUACAAUAUCCUCGCGUGACAGUUCGCCCCGGCGGCGGGACGCGACGGUGGACGAUAAACGGACGACGACGCUGCUUUUUCUUUCGGAGCGACCAGUCGAUUCGCGGAAAGAUCGCGAGUGCGCAAGUGGAUGCGAGCGGAAACUGUCAUCCGGAGCAGCCGAGGACUCUCCUGCAGGAGGACGAGGAAGAAAUGAUCUUCGUGCUGCUGGUGGCCGGAGCGUUCGCCCUCGCCACACUAAGGCGGUACUCAGUGGCACAAACGAUUACUCUCACGAGUUUUGCCUUCUUCCUGACUUCGUGGCUAAACUCGGCGUCGGGAACGUUCACAAACGACCUACAAUUUGUGCCAAACUCCAGUAACAUAGUAGAAGCUAGGUGGAUUCAGCAGCCUUGCGGCACCCGGCUGGCGGCCUCGCGGAGGAUGCAUAAUUCCAGCGACUCGAACAACAUCAUGAAGAGGGUGCGAACGCAAUUGCGCGUCGCGCAAAAUCACUUCAACAAGACUUUCAAGGACGUGCGCAUAGUUUACUCGAAGGUGUACCGAGUGUUAGUGAAGGAGCAGUAUAAGAUGAAUUGGUUGCCGAAAAGGCAGCUCGAGUGGUACCACAGGGAACUUUGGUGUUUGGAAAGGGGGAAGAAAGCCGAGCGCGCCCUUCCACGCCUAUACGACGCACUUCAGAAGUUCCAGAUUACGUUCUAUUAUCUUAAAGAAUUUCAUCUCGACUCUGAUAUCGACGUUAGUCGCGGCAUUACUAAGAGGCGGAGUAGAAUCAUCGAAAGAGCGCACAAUCAAGUUCUCAGGUUGCUGUGCGAGGUCGAAGCUGCCAUGAUAAAUCUGGAGUUACAAACUUCCGCUGUAAACAAUGCGUUCAGCAUAACGGACAACUUACACUGGGCCAAAGAGGGCGAUCUAACUCUAAUGCUGAUUCAGGAUUGGGGCGUGUUAAAGCUCUAUCACACUUUUCUGAAAGAUUGGAUAAAGGUUUUCCGUAACGCCACCACCGACAACACUUGCGACCGUAACAUCAAGUCUUUGGCUUUUACGCCGAAUAUGCCUAAGAAGUGGUUUAACGAGCGGGGUACGAGGAUGCCGAAGAUGAGGAAACGUAAACCGACGAGGAAGCCUGGUCGAAAUAAUUCCUUGCGCCAAAACCUGCGAAAGGGAUCUCAAAGGAGCAGACUGAUGAAGAAGCAAAAAGGACCUACGUUACGAACAUAAAUCACGUAUCGAACCUGAACAAGUUAGCGCUUAGAGUAUCGACGAGAUCUGCUGAUAAUUUAAAGACACCGCUCUAUACAGCGUCGAAUCGUAUACUAUCUCAUACUAACAUAACUUUUAUAUUUAUUCCAUUAUCAUGUUCACUUGAAUAGUUUUACUCGUUUUUCGCAGAUUUGCCAAUAGAAUCGUACUAUUGUAGAGAUUAUGAUAUCUCCGUGAAGCCAUGAAAAUUACUUAAUUCAAUAGUUUUGGCUCAAUACUAUUGUGAAUUAUAGUAAUAGAAAUAUUUUAUCGUCAACAUGCGGCUGCAUACUAGAGACCAGUAUUAAAAGAUCUACUUCAGAACAGUAUUAUAUCUAAUAACAUACAUAAAAUAUACCGAGUAUAGCCCAUAAUGUUGAUAAUAAAUAUUUCGAACUACACGGCGCACUUGAAUCGAUUAGACCGAAAUACCGGUCGAAUGGAUUACAGUCGCCGUUAAAGUACACCCGGAAAACAUAAUCUUAUCGUGUAUGUAAAAGGAAUAUAAAACGCCCGUUUUUAUUCUCAGCAGUCUGAAAACAACGAAAAAAAAAGAAAACAAUGUGUUAUGCAAAUGCAAACGAAAAAAAAGAACGAGAAAGAAAUGCAGAGAGAAUAAAUUCGCAGACGUACUUUGCACGUCUGAGAUCGGCCGUCUUGCCCGAUAUUUAUAUCGAUACGCCAACAUGGAUGACGCUCACGAUCAAGGCGGUUUGUUACACGAUCACACGGAUUCGAGUUUAUUCGGUUAAAUCGACGGAGUCUGCGAUACGCGCAGGUGUCGAUAGUACGUGAAAAAGAUUGAUAACGAGUUAAGGCGAACUCGUGAAACUUAUUUAUUCUAGCUUUAAGCGGAUGGCGAGAACUUAAGGUUUUUAGCUGUGAUAUCCCGAGCGUAUGCGGACGUACAGAGUUCCUACGUUUAUAUAUAGGCGCAUAUGCACAUACACAUACACUUACAUAGAUAGGUAUCGUGCGUUAACGCGUACCAUACGUAGACGUAGAUGAUUCUCUCCUUUCCGGUGUGUCUUACCGAAGAAUCUCGCCUUGUCGUGGGAACACAUGACAAUUUUACCUUUUAUAGAGUUAGUCUAUCGAAUCGCUGCGUCGUAAGUGCAUAGACGACGUCAGAAGCGGUUUUCUUUUUAACGAAGCCCGAAAGAGUUUUCACGAUUUCUUCCGUCUCGUUUUCCAGACUUGCAUUCAAAUGCGUUAACAAGGGACCAUUACGAAUUUUAAAGGAAAUCGUUCGAGCAAAUCUUGAUUUUAUGCAUGCGUCAGCAUAUAAUAUGUGACGCGUCCUUUUUAUGCUAGAAUAAAAUGUAUUUGUAUCGUGCAGAUACGAUAUUUUAUACUGCAACAAUACUUAAGUACGUUCAUAGCUUAGCAGUACGCAUAUUUUUGUACUAUGUAUGCACAUGAUGCGAUACAAAUUAUUCGUAGACGCGCACUUAAAUCUAAGGCCAUUUUAUACGAUACACAUACAAUAUUUAUUCGGACGUAUAUGCAUAGCGUUCUGUUCUAUUUAUUGUAUCACGUUACCAUUGCAUAUACUAUUUAUUGUCAUGUCUUUACUUAUAUGUGAUCAUCUCGAAUAAAUUCAAUGUUUUGUAUCGAACUGAAGUUUGGAUGGCAGAGAUACCUUUAUGAUCCACAUAACAAUUUUCUUUCUACGAUAUUGUAAAACAUUCGUUUUACGUAAACAUCCACCGGAAAUAUCAGGAGUACAUGAAGGAUCUUCACUCAACAUAGCACUCGAUCAUUAUCCAUAAUGUAUAUAACGCGGAAGUAAUGUAGAUAAGAAUACACCAUUUAGAAUGCAAUAAACAUGACUUGUUGCAGUAAUAUUAUAAGCGAUUGAUUAGAUAAGCAGUUAAAUAACGCAUAGCAACAUUAAUUUUUUGUAACUAAGAUAUAUUUAACCGUGUUUUAUUUUAAAGACAAAGCAAAAGCAUAAUUGUAAUGAUGAUAAAUAUCACUGAUCCAUCGAAUUUUUUUUACCCAUUUAAUGCUUCUUUAGGUAAGCGACUUUUAUUAUUGAAAACUUAAAAAUCGCAUUUUAUUUGUACGCAUUUUAUUUGCAAAUUUAAAAUUAUUCUAUAUUUAACUUACGCUACUAUACUUUUCUAUAAGUAAAAUUUAUUAGGCCAACAUCACAGUGCAGUUUCUAUCAACAGAAUUUCCCAGACGCAUCAAAUGUUGUAAUAGGAGUACACGUAGAGUGGAUAGGUUGUAAUCUACUGCACUUUGCGCUUAUAAAGGGUAAAUCUAUUUGUUGUAACUUCAACUGCCCGACGCUAUUGCAUUAAUAAAUUGUUCGUUGUGUAAAAGACUAAA
Vollenhovia emeryi is the source of this 4017-nucleotide messenger RNA. RefSeq lists its product as uncharacterized. Bases 631 to 1659 code for a protein of 342 amino acids. The transcript has 4 exons. The record is from RefSeq and is a predicted model, not a curated record. NCBI's taxonomy places the organism in Eukaryota, Metazoa, Arthropoda, Insecta, Hymenoptera, Formicidae.